Molecule: messenger RNA, 897 nt
Organism: Priceomyces carsonii
Lineage: Eukaryota; Fungi; Ascomycota; Pichiomycetes; Serinales; Debaryomycetaceae
Exons: 1
Coding region: 1-897 (298 amino acids)
Source: RefSeq, a predicted model, not a curated record
AUGAGCGAUGGAGAAAGAGAUACGACAGAGAUAUUUGAGCAUCUUGAUACCGGCUUAGUAGAAUUAUUUAUGAGAAAUCAACAGGCGGAGUUGUUCGCAAAUGUACCCGUCAAUGAACACAAUCGAAGGUUAGAUCAAUUAAACCGCUUGUUGUCAGAGAGAAGAUUACGAGAACAUAGCAACAAUCACUUUAUUGAAAUUAGGCAUGGCUAUGGAGGACUCCCAUUUCCCUUUAUACGAUGGGACUCUUUGCUUAGAGAUUAUAAUCCUACGACUAUGGCACGUAGACUUGGAUCAUUUGCAAGAUGGAUUUGGACGAAUCUCUCGUUUUGGAUAGCCUUUCUGUUCUAUUUUCUCUUUAUCGUGAACAGAACUAUAAGGACAAUUAUACGCAUAGGAUCAAUGGUCACAUUUUCGAAUAACUGGGUGAGAGAUAUUCAUACGUACCUAUUUGGAAAUACAGUACUACUUGAAACAUAUCGUGAUCUUUUUUCUCAUAACUUUGACAUAUUUUACUUCUUAGACGGAGAAAGUGCUCAGAAUGAAUCUAAUCUUAAAAUUUUUUAUAAUGUGUUUUUAAAUUGGCUAGCUGCUAACUUGUCUAUUGAUGGUAUGCAUUCCACAGACGAAGGGUACAUAUUUUCCAUAAAUGAUGAUACCUUAAUUUUUAGAUUUUCCAAAGUAUUUCAGGUUUAUUUUGGUCUGCAUUUCAACAAAACUACGAUUAAGUUGAUUACGAUAUCGGCUUAUUUAUUUUAUAUUGCCUAUGGAAUAAUGAUAUUCAGCUGUUUUACUUUAAUGUUUAACUACAAUGUUGCUAGGAGAGUAGUUCCUGCUUGGGAAUUCUUCCAGCGUUUUUCAAUGCUAGUAAACAGAGCUGUUAAGUCCGUGGCAUGA